Molecule: messenger RNA, 849 nt
Organism: Myripristis murdjan (pinecone soldierfish)
Lineage: Eukaryota; Metazoa; Chordata; Actinopteri; Holocentriformes; Holocentridae
Gene: atp6v1g1
Product: ATPase H+ transporting V1 subunit G1
Exons: 3
Coding region: 118-474 (118 amino acids)
Biological process (GO): synaptic vesicle lumen acidification
Cellular component (GO): vacuolar proton-transporting V-type ATPase complex; synaptic vesicle membrane; vacuolar proton-transporting V-type ATPase, V1 domain
Molecular function (GO): ATP hydrolysis activity; proton-transporting ATPase activity, rotational mechanism
Source: RefSeq, a predicted model, not a curated record
CCGUGUGACGCGCCGUCAGCUGACAGGAGCCGAGCCGUCGGAUAAAUCUCCUCCGUCGACCUUCGCUGCGUUUCUUUCCCUUCAGUUCGUUCGUCCAGGUGAAGCCGCGGGUCCGACAUGGCGAGCCAGUCGCAGGGCAUCCAGCAGCUGCUGCAGGCCGAGAAGAGAGCGGCCGAGAAGGUGGCCGAAGCCCGCAAACGUAAGAACCGGCGGCUGAAGCAGGCGAAGGAGGAGGCGCAGGCCGAGAUCGAGCAGUACCGCCUGCAGAGGGAGAAGGAGUUCAAGACCAAGGAGGCGGCGGCUCUUGGUUCCCAUGGCAACAGUGCAGUGGAGGUGGACCGCGACACGGCCGAGCGCAUGAGCCGCAUUCAGGCCAGUUACCGCGGCAACCGGGAGGCGGUGCUUAGCGACCUGCUGCGCCGCGUCUGCGACAUCCAGCCCGAGUUCCACGCCAACUACCGGGUGGCCGGCUAGGCCCCGCCCCCCAUCAGCCUGUCGGCCAAUAGGACUCCAGUGAUUUAACGUGUUAGCUUUUUUGUUUUUUUGUUUUUUUUAUUUACAAAAUAUUUAUAUCCUAUGUUACAGCUUCUCCAACCGUGUUGUCAAGCUGGUGAAAAACAACAGCAUGGAAUUAUGGGAAAUAUGGGUAAAUCAAAAAACAAUGAAUAAAGUUUACUACCCUUAAAGCCAGCAAAGAGGCUUUUAUUGUGAAAUUGCUGUACACUUCGUAAUGUUUUGUGCGUGUUUGCAUGUGACUACUUCCUGUUUGUGUGUGACUACUUCCUGUUUGUGUGCCUGUGUUUGUGAAGUGACAAAUGAAGAAGAAUAAAGAGGAAAUAUUGAAAUGAA